Mytilinidion resinicola is the source of this 1855-nucleotide messenger RNA. RefSeq lists its product as uncharacterized. The record is from RefSeq and is a predicted model, not a curated record. Bases 157 to 1662 code for a protein of 501 amino acids. Gene Ontology annotation, molecular function: glycosyltransferase activity. NCBI's taxonomy places the organism in Eukaryota, Fungi, Ascomycota, Dothideomycetes, Mytilinidiales, Mytilinidiaceae. Gene Ontology annotation, cellular component: membrane. The transcript has a single exon.
CCCGGAGACGUGACAGCUAGCCCGAUAUCCGUAGCCUCCCUGAUCUCCUGCGGCCCCUUCAUCAUGCGAAUCCCAGACUCUCUCCUUCAUCUCCCGUAAACCGCCCUCCCUCCGACCCCAACGUCUCUCGCGUUCCACCGGCGACGGUAGCACAAGAUGCCCCGCUCGCUAUGGCUGAUCCCCCGGAUCCUGCUGGCCGGCCUCAUGAUCUACGGCUUCCUCUGGGUGAGGUCCUUCCCGCGCACCUGGGACGACGCGCCCGCCAAACAGGCCCCCAAGCAAGACGCCGGCAAGAAAGGCGGCCACAACCAUCCGCCAGACCACAAGGCGAAGCCCAAGCCGCCCCCAGCCAACCCGGAGAAGGUCGUCGUGUCGAUUAAGACGGGCGCGACCGAGGCGUUCGACAAACUGCCCUCGCAGCUCCUCCUUACCGACUCGAAAUACCUCUCCAACUUGCUCCUCUUCUCCGACCUCGAGCAGGACAUCGGCGCGUUCCACCUGCACGAUGUGCUCUCCAACAUCUCGGAGAAGCACACGGUCAAUAACACCGACUUCGACCUCUACCGCCAGCAAUACGAGUACUGGGCACUAGGCCUCGACAUCGGCGCCCUCAAGUCGGUGCCGGACCCAAACCCCGAUUGGCGCACAAAAGGGCAUAACGCGGCAUGGGCGCUGGAUAAAUACAAGAACCUGCACAUGCUGCAGCGCGCGUGGCAAUACCGUCCCUCACGGCACUGGUACCUCUUCAUCGACACAGACACGUACGUCUCCCGAAGAAACCUCUACGAGUGGCUGGGCCAGCACGACCACACGAAGCCGUGGUACUUUGGCGUGCCGACCCAAAACCCCCACUUCAAGGACGGCGACACGUACCCCUUCGGGCACGGCGGCAGCGGCUUCGUGCUCUCUGGGGAGGCGAUGAAGCGGUUCGCCGUGGACAAGGCCGGGAUACCACAGCGGUGGGACAAGCGGAUAGCCAAGAUGUGGUUUGGAGACUACGUCACCGCCGCUGCCUUGCACGAGGAGCUCGGGCUCAACAUCACGAGCUCGUUCCCCGAGUUCAGCGGCAUGAAGCCCUCCACCAUCCCGUACAGCGCCGAGCUGUGGUGCGGGCCGGUGGUCGCGCUACACCACGUCCGGCCGGAGGAGAGCUGCGCUAUGUGGCAGUUCGAGCGCGAGAGAGAAGGGAAACGCGCCCCGAUGACCUUUCAGGAGCUGUGGAAGAAAUUCAUCAAGACGGAAGAGCUCGGCGAACCGCGGGAGGACUGGGACAAUCUCUCCUCGGAUUUCUCGAAUGUGAAGUGGAACAUCGUCUUCAAGAAGAAGGACGAGAAGCCCAAGGCCAAGCGCUCAGAGGCCGAGGAAGCGGGCAAGGAAGAGCCCGCCUCAGACGAUCCCGACGAGUCGUUUGAGGCCUGCGAGAAGGCGUGCGCAAUGCACGAGAACUGCAUGCAGUAUUCCUUCUCCAACUCCACGGCGCCGAAUUUCAACAAGAACGGCGAGACGAAGUGCCAUCUCAGCAGCAGCUUCAGAGUGGGCUCAAUGCGGGAGCCGGACCAAAUUGUGAGCAAGAAGAACCCAACUAUUUGGCGGAGCUGGAAGAGCGGGUGGAGGAGAGAUCGCUUCGAGCUGUGGGCUGCCCAGCAGAAGUGUGGGGAAUAGGUUGGAGAUGUGGAUGGUAUACCCCGUGGCGCUGUAUCUGAGCGUGUAUAAUCAUGUAUAGACUAAUUUGGCUGGAGUUUGAGGAUGACAUGAGGGCCUUUUGGUUAAUGUAGUGUCAGUAGUAUAGCGGAGCCCUAUGUCCUGUGGGAUGGGGAUUCUGAGAUUUCUAUAAAUGAAUGGUUUUAGUCUCCUA